ACAUAAGAACUAUUUCCAGUUUUGAACUACACCAGUGAAAAUGAAGAACAAAAUUUUCAUUCCUAUCCUGUUCAUCUUCAGUUUUUCUUCCAGCAGAUUUUUAAGUUUGGCUAUAUCAGAUAACACAUACAGUGUACUUGCAAAGAUGUUUCAAGCAGUUAUGGAAGAUAUGCAAUUACAGGAUGACAGAAUAAAAGCAUUGGAAAACAACAGUGCCACAAUAAGAGAUGACAAGAUACAGAAGACAACAACUGACACACCAACUAAAGGUAACCUAUCAGACAACAUCCAUGAAUAUAAUACCAAGAAUAGAGAGAGAGAUACAAUAACACAAAUACAGAGGAAUGACAUAAAAGACAAUAUUCAACAAAUCAAAGACUACUUAAUACACAUGAGUAAAGGUUUAGCAGUAGAAAAAUCCAUGAGAGCAGAGAAUACAAACACUAUUGGAAGCCUUGUGGACCAGAACAAAGAAUCUUUGAACAAGUUACACCAAACCAUAGACCAUCAUGGAAACGCGGUAGAAAACUCCUUCAGAGACCUUGAAACUGACUUGAAAGCGUAUGGCAAUAAGAUAAAUUCUCACACAGACCAAGUAAUCCGAAACUUUACCAAGGAAUAUAAAGAGGAAUUAGAUAAAACUGAAAGAGAACACAAAGAGGGAAUAAAGAACAUUGCUGAUGUUAUUGAAAACAUUCAAAAAGAUGUAGAGCAAUUAAAACAAAUAAUGGUUAACACACUAAAUUCGAACUUAGCUUUUGGAAAGAGUGCAACUGCAAGUUCUACUUAUUAUGGAAAAGGGGCAACUGCUGCGACUGAUGGUGUCAAAAGUGGCAACUGGGGUGACGGCUCUUGUACGCAUACAGUGUCAGAAAUGAAUCCAUGGUGGCAAGUGGACUUGCAAAGACCAUACUUAAUCAACAGAGUGGUGAUUACAAAUCGGGCAGAUUGUUGCGGAGAAAGACUGCACAGUCUUGUGAUCAGUGUGAGUAAAGAACAAGGUAGCACUGAAGAAAUCUGUGGACAUUUUGAAGGACCUAGUACUAAUGGAGCCACAGAAACAAUCCAAUGUUAUAAUACCGUUUUCGGAAGAUAUCUUAAAAUACAAAUGAGUGCAAAUUCUGUUGGUAUUCUUACAUUAUGUGAAGUGGAAAUUUUUGCUACAUGACUGCAUUAGCUCCAAAAAAAUGGCACAUGAUUAACAAGAGCUGUCCGUAAGACAGCCAAGCUCGACUAUUCGAAAUAUUGUCCCAGAAGCAGGAAAAUAUUACCCAAAAAGGUUAAAUAUCAAAAGAGUUUUAAGUUCAAAAGGGGAAAUAAUUUGCCAAAAUGCAUACCAGUUAUGGGACUUGCUGCUAUCAACUAGAUUUAUAACCCCGAAGGCACAUGUGAAGUUUCAAUUCAA
Messenger RNA from Mercenaria mercenaria, 1405 nucleotides. RefSeq lists its product as uncharacterized. The transcript is spliced from 2 exons. Bases 41 to 1168 code for a protein of 375 amino acids. NCBI's taxonomy places the organism in Eukaryota, Metazoa, Mollusca, Bivalvia, Venerida, Veneridae. The record is from RefSeq and is a predicted model, not a curated record.